Theobroma umbraticum is the source of this 1852-nucleotide messenger RNA. RefSeq names its product mitochondrial-processing peptidase subunit alpha-like. Lineage: Eukaryota; Viridiplantae; Streptophyta; Magnoliopsida; Malvales; Malvaceae. Gene Ontology annotation, biological process: proteolysis. Gene Ontology annotation, molecular function: metalloendopeptidase activity; metal ion binding. Gene Ontology annotation, cellular component: mitochondrion. The record is from RefSeq and is a predicted model, not a curated record.
UUCCUCAUUGUAUAAACAGCGACCUUAGACUCAAGACUUUUCCCUCUUACAACAAAUAAUAAAACGCUUCCAGAAAAACAGAGAGUCCCCAAAACCUUAAAACCACGAAAACCAAACCAUGUACAGAGCUGCCCUUUCUCGUUUCAGUGCUGUGAAGGGCCGCACUGGCAAUUUGGCAGCUGCCCGUUAUGCAACUUCAAGUGCUGUUGCGUCUUUGGAGACACCAUUAGAAGGCGUUCCCCUUCCACCUGCACUACCUGAUUAUGUUGCAUCUAGUGAAACGAAGGUUAAAACUCUAUCCAAUGGUGUGAAAAUAGCCUCGGAGAAAUUACUGACUCCUGCUGCCUCCAUUGGCUUAUUCAUUAAUUCUGGUUCCAUUUAUGAGACGCCAAUGUCAUCUGGUGCCUCCCACUUGCUGGAGCGGAUGGCAUUCAAGAGCACUACAAACCGCACCCACUUGCGUAUUGUUAGGGAAGUUGAGGCAAUUGGAGGUAACACAUCAGCCUCGGCCUCUAGGGAGUGUAUGGCAUACACCUUUGAUGCCCUUAAGACCUAUAUUCCUGAAAUGGUAGAAUUGCUUAUUGACUGCGUGAGAAACCCUGCUUUUUUGGAUUGGGAAGUUAAUGAAGAGGUGCAAAAGUUGAAAGCUGAUUUGGAGGAAGUAUCCAAAAAUCCCGAGCGUUUAAUUUUGGAGGCAGUUCACUCUACUGGUUAUUCUGGUGCAUUGGCUAAUCCUCUUUUGGCUCCUGUAUCUGCGCUAGAUAGAUUGGACAGCUGUAUUUUGGAAGAAUUUGUUACUGAGAACUAUACUGGGAAUAGAAUGGUCCUGGCAGCAUCUGGCAUUGAGCAUGAAGAGCUUUUACAAAUUGCUGAGCCACUUCUUUCUGACCUCCCAGCAGGACCCUACCUGGAAGAACCAAAAUCUGUUUAUGUUGGUGGCGAUUUCCGUCGACAAGCUGAUGCACCGAGUACCCAUUUCGCUCUUGCUUUUGAAGUACCAGGUGGCUGGAAUAGUGAGAAAGAAUCUGUCAUUCUGACUGUAAUGCAGAUGCUCAUGGGAGGAGGUGGCUCAUUUUCAGCUGGGGGUCCGGGGAAAGGGAUGCACUCACGGCUAUAUCUCCGUGUAUUGAAUGAGUAUCAGCAGAUUCAAUCUUUUUCUGCAUUCAACAGCAUCUUCAAUAAUAGUGGAUUGUUUGGCAUCUAUGGUAGCACAAGCUCUGAUUUUGUGUCAAAAGCAGUUGACAUAGCAGCAGAAGAAUUACUUUUAUUGGCAGAAGAAGGAGCAGUUUCUCGGCUAAUGAUGAAACGUGCACAAGAGGCCACAAAAUCUGCAGUACUGAUGAAUCUUGAAUCUAGAAUGAUUGUGGCAGAAGAUAUUGGAAGGCAAAUUUUGACAUAUGGAGAAAGGAAAUCUGUACAAUCGUUUUUAAAAAUGGUAGAUGAAGUCACUUUGCGCGACAUUGCUGAUACAGCUAAGAAGAUUUUAUCCUUACCUCUAACAAUGGCAUCGUAUGGUGAUGUUAUUAAUGUCCCAAGCUAUGAGUCAGUCAGCAGCAAGUUUCAUGCGAAAUGAGUGUAAUAAUUGAAUUAUAAGCCAGAGGUGGGUUUACAAUGGUGGCAAUGCGGGCAGCUGCUGAUAUCCUUAAACUUUUUUGGUAGUAUAUGUAAUUACUACAAGUUUUAAUUUUUCAUUUUAAAUUUUAUUAUUGGGUUGCAAGAAAUGCAACUUGACAAGUAUCGUAUCCUAAAUAUUGCCUCUUAAAUUAUGUUAUAUGUUCCCAAAUCCCUACAUACAUGUGUAUUUGCUCAGAUUUUGUUUAUAAAAAUGUUGCUCCUCUGGAAGAAUAUGUCA